GGUGUGUAAGUUAGCAGUUGUCAACGAUUCUGUCUUCACUUCAGAUAGGUACUCCGGGAUCCCAUGAUAUGCGUUCGCAUAUCACCAGUCACCUACAAACCACCAGCCUUCCAAAAACAAGACUGAUGGCCUGUCGCCUUUCAGGGAAUCCAUCAAAAGCCUCGACCUUUUGGAGGACGCUGAACACAUUCUCAUGUCAUCAUGGAGACAAGGAACUGUGCGACAAUACCAAAUUUAUACGUCUCAGUGGGUACGAUAUUGUGGUGAGAGACAAAUACCUACCUUGUCACCCAAUGUGGGACAUGUGUUGAACUUUUUAACACAUCUAUUCCAAAAGGGAAUAGGUUACAGUGCAGUAAAUACGGCUAGAUCAGCCUUGUCAUCCUUCGUUAACAUAGAUGGUGUGCCGUGAGUGAAUCACACAUACAUUAAACGAUUUCUGAAAGGAGUAUUUCAGUUGCGACCGGCACUACCGAAAAACAAUGUUACCUGGGACACUGAGAUAGUCUUGGACUAUGUACGCCAACUGGAUACAACAAUAUUGAAAAUGUUGACCUAUAAAACAGUUAUUUUGUUGGCAUUUUCCACAGGACAAAGAGCGCAGAGUCUGCAUUCACUAAAUAUUAGGAAUGUGACCCUAGCAGACACUUGUUGUAUAUUCAGGUUUGGUGACAUUCUAAAAACGACCCGACCUGGACAUCACCAAGGUGAGAUAACACUGGGGAAGUUUAAUGAUGUAAACCUGUGUGUGGCGGAAACGCUAAAAAAUUACCUCAACAGAACGGAACUCUUGAGGGACAACUCGGAAGGUAACAAGCUUUUUAUAAGUUUUCACACACCAUAUUCACCAGUUUCUAAGGCUACUAUAUCCAGAUGGAUAAAAUUAUACUUAUUCAGGCGGGCAUUACUAUUACAGUGUUUACCCCACACAGCACCGGAGCGGCAUCAACCUCUGCUGCAUUUAGAGCAAAUGUACCAAUUCAAACAAUUCUCAACACAGCAGGCUGGAGCAGUGACUCUACAUUUGCAAAGUUUUACCUUAAACCUCUUGGUGGCACAGAUGAUAAAUCAUACCAGCUCAACUGACGCUCAUUAUUGAUGGAGUUGUUUCCCUUGGAUUACUGCAAAUUGCUUGGACAUGUUGGAUAUGUUUAUGCAGUCUGGGAGUUUAUGGUAAACCAUAACCUUUCAAAAAGUAUGGCUAACCAUAACUUUUGCCAUGUGGGUCAAGUUAUGGUUUACCAUCGCUUUGUUAGAAGUUGUGAAUAUCCAUCUCUUUUAGCUUCCACACAUUCAGGGAGCAUUUAUUAUUCAUACUUUUAAAAAGAAAGUCAUGGUUUUUCAUAACUUUUCUUGAAAAAGUUACGGUUUUCCAUUCCAUCACACAGAAGUUAUGAUUUAUAGUAACUUUUCACACAAAAUUUUGUUGUGGACUGUUCAAUGUUGUAAUCUUCAAUGAUCAUCAACUAUGAACACUUUUGAACAUUAUAAUCGACAUAACGGUACCAGGACCAUUCGACUUGAAUGGAUUAUCAAAGGCUAUCACAUAUUCCAUCGUGGUCCUGAUCCAGCUAUCAAAUUGAGCGUUGAAAUUGAGGAAAACAACAGAUAUGACUCAUCAGCAAUGAAAGUAAUGGUUCCUAAUCUAAAUGAAAUUCCUCAAUAUUUACACGAGAAUGUGACAAGACAAGAGAAUAUAAAUAGGCGUUUACCGGUGCAAAGAGUGCGUGAUAUUGCAGGUCAACAGAUAGGUCGUGUGCCUGCAAAUUUAUGUCGUGCAUUUCGAAUGUUGCUGAGGAAUAACUUUGUCCAAGAAAUAUCAUGCUUUUACAAAGGAGAAAUCAGACAAAGUCUACAUCCCCAUGUUCAACAGCGUUACAGGAGAAACCCAACAGGGGGACAUGACCAGGCGGGAGGUGGUGCAGAUCUGUUCCACAAAUUGAAUUGGACACCAGAUUAUUUGCAUAAAAAUAUGAGGAACUUUAUAUAGAUAACAAGUUUUAACAGAUUUAUUUUCAUACCAACAGUGAGAAUGAUAUCUAUACUGAGAUACAGUACCUUGGAUAUCGAAACAAAAAAGUAUCCAGUUUCUUUCGAUAAUUUUAGCAAUUGCUUUCAGAAUUGAAAUGCUAAAGAAUAGACACUGUUCUUUUUUUACUUGUAUUCAUCUCCUGUUUUUUUUUUUUUUUUUUAAUUUUGACAAUAAAUGUACAUGUUCAUGUAUUUGUUAAGUAUAAUUACCAAUAAUUGUGUGUGUCAAAGACCUGAAAACUGGGGGAUCAUUUAUUUUCAGUGUUAACAAUUUACAAUUAUUUACAAGGAAAGAUUAUUGGAAUUGAAAGAAACAUCAGGUAUACUUGGCAAAACAAUCACAAAUUGAAAAAAACUGCUAUCAGAUAAUACUAACACAUACAUUGUAGAUAUCAUUAAUUCGUGUUACUACCUGUAUCUUUGCUGAUACAUAAAUUUUACAUAAAUCUUGUAUGAAAUGAAAACAAAUCUAUUAUACAUUUUUCUCAUAACUCAAAACACAAACAAACAAAACUGCACUUCGACAAAUUUAAAUUCAAAACAUAAUGAAAAAGAAGACAUUUUUAUCCGCCAUCUUUGUCCCCAUCAUUAUGUCACAAUAGUCAUAUUCCACAAGUUACAUACGCAAAAAUAUAACAUGGACGAUUUCACUUGAUAAAAGGAAGAUUAUGUAUAUAAAGCAGACAUUUCUUCCGCCAUCUUCAAUUUCAGACGACACAAUAGUGUCCCCAUCAUUAUGUCACAAUAGUCAUAUUCCACAAGUUACAUACGCAAAAAUAUUACAUGGACAAAUUCACUUGAUAAA
Pecten maximus is the source of this 2836-nucleotide messenger RNA. RefSeq lists its product as uncharacterized. The coding region runs from base 1469 to 1990 and encodes 173 amino acids. The record is from RefSeq and is a predicted model, not a curated record. NCBI's taxonomy places the organism in Eukaryota, Metazoa, Mollusca, Bivalvia, Pectinida, Pectinidae. The transcript has 2 exons.